Drosophila ficusphila is the source of this 1484-nucleotide messenger RNA. RefSeq lists its product as uncharacterized. NCBI's taxonomy places the organism in Eukaryota, Metazoa, Arthropoda, Insecta, Diptera, Drosophilidae. The transcript has a single exon. Bases 142 to 1308 code for a protein of 388 amino acids. The record is from RefSeq and is a predicted model, not a curated record.
UUCCCCGAUCACACAUUCAUUUGGCUUGCCUCAAUUUACCGACCAGUUACACCUUUUAGGAAAAGUAAAAAAUUGAAAAAAUUUCAUGCGGAAAGGAGUGGAGAACAGCGUCAAAAAAGAACGAGGUAAGACCGAUUCGCGAUGCAGGCUCACCAUGCGAUGCCCGACUUCCGGUGCAGGAACAACUGCCAACACAAGGAGUGCCAACGACACGCUCCUCUGGGGAUAAUCGACCAGCACACUCAGUGCAAGUGUUUGGGCGAGGUGAACGCCUCCUCGAUUUUCCUGGAGAAUGUCCUCGAUCUGGCCAACACUUUGGCCCAGGUGAUGAUCAUUUGCGGAUUGCACGAGUGCAAGGCAAAGUCCACGGUGGACAUCAUCUCGUAUGCCUUCCUGCACUACGACCAGGUGUGCUAUUGCAUUGACACCACGCCGAAGAAGAGGCUGAGGAAGGAGGAUCUCUUCCACGAACUGGGCAAGAAGUCGCUGAUGAACAAGGUGGAGGCGCACCUGGCCUACGCGAUCAUCAAGCGGGGAUUCAAGGCCUUCUACUACGAGCCGAAACAGGAUUUGACAUACGAUGAACAGGGCAGGCCGUCGUACAACGAUGAGUGCGUUUGGGUGCAUGCGGCAAGGAAAACCGCUGAAUCCUAUGCCCGAUUCGAUGGACUCUCCUGCAGCGAUCAGUUGGCAUACGAGGCCAAGAUCAAGGUGGCCUUCAAGAAGUUCUACGAUCGAAUGCAGACGCGCAAGCGGCAACCGGAGGGCGAUGACUGCAACUGCUGUUUCUGCGCCAAGAAGCGCGGCCAUCUGGUCUACGCCAAGGAGCCGGUGCCCUGUUCCUCCACCAAGAAGAAGGCACCGAAGCACGUCUGCCCCUACUGCUGCAAGAAGAAGCAGAAGCAGCAGUACACGCAUCCUGCCCGCCAGCCGGCCAAGUGCCCCAAGUGCCACAAGUCGAGGAAGUUCUGCUGCUGCACCAAGAUGGACUUCAACCUGCAGUGGGUGAGGAGCAUCUGGGAGCGACCGGACUUCAACCAGUACUACAAGAACGAGAUCGCCGAGAUCGAGGACCGCCUGGUCAAGGGCACCUGCUGGCUGCCGCCGGAGCCUGAGGAGAAGCUGGGCGACGACUUCGAGGGCGAGGGCGAGGAGGAGCACGGCCAGGAGAUGUCACCAGAAGCUCUGUUGGCCCUUGGCGGCAAGGAGGUGCCCAAGGAGCCGGAGGUGGAGAUAGAAGUCGAAGGAUCGCCGUUGGCCACCAAGCAGCCAUCCGUCACCGAACCGGAGGCGGAGGGAGAGGCCUAACUUUGAAAAAUAUUCUGCCAAUCGGCACUCAACAGCUGUCUAAAUUUCAGUCAGUUUUCCAAAUUCUCAGUGCCAUUCGAUUGGAUAAAUAAUAAUAAAUAAUAUUAAUAAUAAUAAUAAUACUAAUAAUAAUAAUAAUAAUAAUACUAAUAAUAAUAAUAAUAAUAAAUACUUAA